AUGGAAGAAGAUUUCCCGCCUCUACCACCUCCUGCUGCAGCAAAUAGAGAAAUGGACAGACCCGGGACCGUCCCCUAUGCUACGGCUAGGGUUCCUGCCACCGCAGCAGCACCAGUCCUGACUGUCCAUAAAGAAGGGGAUCUAGUUAUUAUUUGUGAACCGUCGCCUUACAAUUCAUUGCGCGAGCAGACGCCAUACAUGGUCCGACUCUCCAGCCGAGAUAUCACGAGAGAUAGCGAGUAUUUUAGAGCCCUGCUAGACCCUGCGAAAUUCCAGGAAGGUCGGUCGCUUUUACGGAGCCAUGAACAGAUGGAAGCCCAAUAUGGGUCAAAAGAACUGGCUUUGAAGCAAAUGGACAUAGACCAGCUAUUUAAUUUCAAAAUUGAGCUUCCACCAUUAUCAACCAGAGCUGACCUGAAGGAGACAUUGACCCUGUACUUUGAAAUCAUAUGCUCCUCUGGCCCACAAUACAUUCCUGGCCUGGCCGAUGUGAUCAAGCGACUUGCAGGUUGCCCGGCUCCCAGGCUGGCUAGCCUGCUUGUCCUCUCGGAUAGGUUUCUUUCAAAUCCUGCGAUAAGACAUGCUUUCCAGCUAGCUUUAGGACAGGAUAUGGAAGCCGGCUUUCCACGUACGGUAACCCGUCUACGGCGCGUGCAGUCUCGGAGUGAAGAAGGCCUAAGGGAGGGAAUCUUCCUAGCACGCUUCCUCGAAGAGCCGGUAUCCUUCUCCCGCCUGACGCAGUCGCUAAUUCUCCGAGGUUCUGUUAACUGGAUGGCAGAGAAGCCUGGUGGCAUAGCUGGACUCGAGAAGCCCCUAUGGUGGCACUUGCCAGGAGACAUGGAAGAAGAACUUCAAUAUCGGCAUGACGCUAUAAUCCAUACCAUAAAUGAGAUUCAGAAUUACUUUCUUGCCGCAUAUGGAGCACUCAAUCCAUACCAAACACCACCAUGUUCUCCCUUUGAUAUACUUAAUCAACGGAAUCAACCAAAGCGAAAGGUACAGUGCCGCCGUGCUUUAGAGAAUUCCGAAGUAUGCGAUUCAUUCCAACUGGGCGAGAUGAUUCGUUUUUUCACUUCCCGGUCCAAAACACUCUUCCUGGAAUCCGGGCUAUAUUUAGAGUCAGACCUGGGAAGCAGCGAAGGAGAAGAUGGAUUUGCCCAAGCUGCAAGGUUAGCCCGAGAAAUGAGGACGAUGAAGGGGAAUAGUAACGUUGUCGCAAGACUGAAUGCAAUGAACCCAGCCGAAAUGGCUAAUAUCAGUACCAUACUUUCGUACCUGAGACGUUGCCCUGAGCGUCAGAUGGAUUCCAACCAUGUGGGAUGCGGACUUCGACGUCGACUUCUUCCUCUUCUGGAAUAUAUCGAUAAAUUUUUUGAGUUAGGCAAACCAUCUCUGGCGACUCGCCAUGGGCAAGUUGGCCUGUGCAUCAAGCACGACCGUUUCGGUAUGGAUGAGCGUGACUCUUGGAGCAAUAGUGAAUUCCGUGAAGAGGUGUGCGUCGUAGUGAGCGCUCACACGCCGGUUUCCAUUAAGUUUCCCAAUCCAAGCACGUCAAUUGCUCUGAAAGGCCGUACUUACUCGUGGACGGAUGGUUGGUGCGGCUGUAUACAUUCGGCAAUGGAAGCAAGGGCAUUCUUUACAUCCAAGAAUCGGCAUUGGGAAUGUUAG
Molecule: messenger RNA, 1668 nt
Organism: Nannizzia gypsea CBS 118893
Lineage: Eukaryota; Fungi; Ascomycota; Eurotiomycetes; Onygenales; Arthrodermataceae
Exons: 2
Coding region: 1-1668 (555 amino acids)
Source: RefSeq, a predicted model, not a curated record